Molecule: messenger RNA, 1020 nt
Organism: Plasmodium berghei ANKA
Lineage: Eukaryota; Apicomplexa; Aconoidasida; Haemosporida; Plasmodiidae
Product: leucine-rich repeat protein
Exons: 1
Coding region: 1-1020 (339 amino acids)
Molecular function (GO): protein binding
Source: RefSeq, a predicted model, not a curated record
AUGGAAAAAGCUAGUGACGCGAAGGACAGGGAAAUCAUCAAAAAGUUAACUAUUGUUAAAAUAUCUUCCCUAAUUAAGGAUGGAAAUAUAUCAAAUUGCAAAGAACUUAUUUUAAAGAAUAAAGGUAUAGAAGAAUGUGAAGAAUUAUAUCAGAUGAAAAAUUUAAAUAAAAUCGAUUUAAGCCAAAAUAAAAUAAAAGAUUUGUCAAUGAUUGAAAUGAAUUUAAAUUUAUAUCAUAUAGUAUUACAAGAAAAUUUAAUUGAUAAUAUAAAUUAUUUAAAUAAUAUAAAUAACUUAUUAUUUUUAAAUUUGUCAAAUAAUAAGAUAAAAUUAAUAGACAAUAUAUGCCAAUUAAAAAAUCUAAAAACGUUAAUAUUAGCUUAUAAUGAAAUUGAAAAAGUUCCAAAUUUAUCAAAUUUACAAAGUUUGGAAACAUUGAUUUUAAAAAAUAAUAAUAUUGAAAUAUUUACAAAACCCGCAAAAGAAAUGAUAAACUUAAAAAAAAUAUCUUUAUCAUUUAAUAAAAUUAGACAAUUUUGCUUUGGUUCUCACUUUUCAAACCUGCAAGAACUAAGAUUAAAUUCGAAUAAAUUAAUAAAUAUUGAUAAAGAUAUAAUUUACAUGGCUGCUUUAAAGCAAUUAUAUUUACAAAAUAAUUAUAUUAUGGAAUCGGAUUUUUUAAAUUAUAUAAAUGAACUAAACAAUAUCAAAAGUAUAGUCAUUUCAGACAAUCCCUUUUUUAAAAAUAUGAAUAUAGAAUUAUUGAAUAAUUUUAUUAAAAAAUCUAGAAAUUUAAUUACUAUUAAUUCUGUACCAAUUCCCUAUGAUAAAAAAUUUGUUACAUUCCCAUUUAAUACUUCACAUAAUUUAUCUUCCACCGAAAAUUAUGCCAACUCUAAUACAAAUAAAAAGGGUAAUAACAGGAAUAUGAAAACAAAAAACUUUUUUAAAGUUAAAAAAAAUAACUUUCAUAAUAAAUCAAAAAAAAACAAUUAUAAAAAUAUAAAACAACAAAAAUAA